This is a messenger RNA of Colletotrichum acutatum, 1324 nucleotides long. Its product is annotated as BZIP-type transcription factor. Gene Ontology annotation, biological process: regulation of DNA-templated transcription. Gene Ontology annotation, cellular component: RNA polymerase II transcription regulator complex. The coding region runs from base 7 to 1245 and encodes 412 amino acids. The transcript is spliced from 5 exons. The record is from RefSeq and is a predicted model, not a curated record. Gene Ontology annotation, molecular function: transcription cis-regulatory region binding; DNA-binding transcription activator activity, RNA polymerase II-specific. Lineage: Eukaryota; Fungi; Ascomycota; Sordariomycetes; Glomerellales; Glomerellaceae.
GACACAAUGACUGACCUAGGAAAUUUAGCAGCUUAUCGCUCCCCGCCGAACCAGUCAUCUUCUCCGGCACGCAAACAGUCUGUGGGCGAGCUUCACGAGAGGGCAGCGAUGGCUUCCUCGUUGUCGCCUGACCAGUACGGGAAGCAGCCGUCGCAGGGCCAGUAUGGUGGCGGCGGCUCUGGCUCCGACCAAGAGCGGGGCCCUUUGAGCUCCUUGAAUUUGGGCUUUCUCAAGUCCCUGACAGAAAAGAGGACAACGCGAGACGGGCAAACACCCAAAAGGAGAGGACCGAAACCCGACAGUAAACCUGCUCUAACUCGGCGACAAGAAUUGAACAGACAGGCACAACGUACGCAUCGUGAAAGAAAAGAGCUUUACAUCAAGGCUCUGGAAGAUGAGGUCCUUAGAUUGAAAGAAAUCUUCAGCAACAUAUCGCAAGACAAGGACAAGGUAGCCGAGGAGAACAGGCAACUCAAGCAACUCCUGGUCCAGAACGGAAUCCCUCUAUCUCACUAUGGUGACGAUAUGGUCAGCAACCCUAGCGGAGGCUACACAUCGAGUGCCAGCCAGUCGGGCCACAGCUACGGCCAGAACGCCUAUACGCCACCUUUGACGUCGACGACAGCGCCGUCGGUGUCGCCUUCGUCUCACGGUCCGUCUUACCCCCACGGUCUGCCCCCUCCCCUUCCCCAGAUGGGCAGCCAGCAACUGCAACAAAAUAGACAAGGGCAGAGCUCUGGUAGAGGUGUGGACUUUGAGCAAGCGGGCAUUGACUUCGUCUUAACUCUCGAGAAACCCUGCAUGAAUCACAUGCCUUGGCUGUUGGAGAGAUCAAGCGAGAUGGGCGGCGAGCCCUGCGGACACGCGCUGAUGGCCUCGUGCCCCCCGGCGCCCUUCCCAGAGCUUACACCUGACAUCCCGUUCGGGUACAGCAAUGUCAAUGGAGACCUGGACUCCCAGCAGAGGACGUGGGAAGUGAGCAAAGGCAGCCUUUCGGCCUUGCUUGAUCUCAGCAAGAAGCUUAACCUCGAUGGGGAGGUCACGCCGGUCAUGGCUUGGGGUAUGGUUCUGGGCCACCCUAGAGCUCACGAACUCCGCGCCGAGGAUUUCCAAAAGCUCACUGACGAGCUCAAGGACAAGGUCCGAUGCUACGGCUUUGGAGCCGUUAUGGAGGAGUUCGAGGUCAGGGACGCGUUGGAGAACGUCUUCUGCUCCGGACCGGAAAUGAUGAACUACGCCUACUAAAAGCGUCUGGCAUGAACCCACUCGGGCAACGAGAGGGGCACUUCAUCAGGAGAUUCAGUGAAUCUUUGUACGCGUGACU